Molecule: messenger RNA, 781 nt
Organism: Myripristis murdjan (pinecone soldierfish)
Lineage: Eukaryota; Metazoa; Chordata; Actinopteri; Holocentriformes; Holocentridae
Product: ladderlectin-like
Exons: 10
Coding region: 1-717 (238 amino acids)
Source: RefSeq, a predicted model, not a curated record
AUGACUAAGACCAAGGGCAAUCACCUCAUCUUCAUCAUCAGCACCAUCAUGAAGGUCCUCCUCGUCCUCUCUGUGCUCCUCUGUGUGGCAUUUGCAGCUCCCACAGAGGAGGCAGUGGAAAAAGCUCUUGAGAUGCCAGCUGAAGCCUCUGGGAAAGACGUGCCUGCUGCACCAGAGGCGGCAGAAGAGAAGCCAGUGGCUGAUCCAGAGUCAGAAGAGAAGAAAGCUGAGGAAAUGAAAGAGGAAUCUGCUCCAGCUCCCAGACGUGCGCCUGUGUUUGAGGACCCAGAGGAGAGAGCAGAUGUGGAGGAGGCCCAGGCUCCUGAGUUUCGCUUCUCGUUCUGUCCUGACGGCUGGUUCAAACAUGGAGCUCGCUGCUUCCGCUUUGUCAACAGCCCCAUGUCCUGGCACAAUGCAGAGGAGUAUUGUAACAGCCUGGGAGCCCAACUUCCCUCAGCCAGCAACCCCAGCGAGUAUCGCUUCCUCCAGCAGCUCACGCAGACAGCCAGCCAGACCACCGCAUGGCUGGGGGGCUUCUACCUGCAGACCCGGUGGAUGUGGAUUGACCGUCAGGGCUUCUAUUACGCCAACUGGUACAGCCAGGCCACUGCCACCAGCUAUCCUUGCAUCUACUUAAACUCCAACAAGGGAUGGAGCAAUGCCAACUGUAACACUAAUCUGCGCUUCAUCUGCUCCGUGAGCCCAGGCAGCUGUUAGCUGGAACUUGAUGCACAGCAGGAGGCUUGUGGACGAUCAGCUGUGAUGUCCUCUAAGACCUCUG